UCGUCCCUACCGAUGGAACACAACAGUGUGUACGAAGAGCAGAGGAGAGCAGAGCCACUGUAGAGGACAGCAGGGAUUCAUGCAUCGGCAUCGAAAGUCAGGCCAUGGAAAUAACGUUGAAGGGUUUUCCUCUGAAGGUGGUGAAUAUUCCAUGGAGAAAUAAUAACCUCAGUAAUCUGCACACGGAGGCUCCUCUGUCCGAACAAGGAGAGACCAUCGUUGGAGUCUACCUGUUAGUGUUAGGAUGGCUGUCCUGGUUUGGAAACAGUUUAGUGAUGUUUGUCCUGUACAGACAGCGGGCCUCACUCAAGCCAACAGAUUUCCUCACUUUAAAUCUUGCCAUCUCUGAUGCCAGUAUCUCAGUGUUCGGCUACUCCAGAGGGAUCCUAGAAAUAUUCAAUAUCUUCAAGGAUGACGGAUAUUUGAUCACCUGGAUCUGGACCUGCCAGGUCGACGGCUUCUUCACGCUGCUGUUCGGCCUCGCAAGCAUCAACACGCUGACCGUCAUCAGCGUCACCAGAUACAUAAAGGGAUGUCACCCAAACAAAGCUUACUGCAUCAGCAUGAACUCCAUCGCUGUUUCGCUCAUCUGCAUUUGGACUGGAGCGGCGUUUUGGUCUGUCGCUCCGCUGCUUGGCUGGGGCAGCUACACAGAUCGAGGUUACGGCACCUGUGAGGUGGACUGGUCCAAAGCAAACUACUCCACCAUCCACAAAUCCUACAUCAUCUCCAUCCUCAUCUUUUGCUUUUUCAUCCCUGUGAUGAUCAUGCUCUUCUCCUACGUCUCCAUUAUCAACACAGUGAAAAGCACCAAUGCAAUGUCGGCUGAUGGUUCACAUACCACCCGCCAGAGGAAGGUGGAGAGAGAUGUCACACGGAUUUCCAUUGUGAUCUGCACUGCUUUCAUCAUGGCCUGGUCGCCAUAUGCAGUGGUGUCUAUGUGGUCCGCCUGGGGCUUCCACGUGCCAAGCACAACCAGCAUCCUCACCCGUCUCUUUGCCAAGUCUGCCAGCUUCUACAACCCGCUCAUCUACUUCGGCAUGAGCUCUAAAUUCCGCAAGGACGUCUCUGUGCUGCUGCCGUGCACACGCAAGCGGAGGGAGUUGGUGCACCUGCAGCGCUUUAAGAACAUCAAACCCAAGGCUGAGGCCACGCCUCAAGCCGCAGCACUUCCUGUCCAGCAGCUGGAGGGGAAGUACAAAGCAGUGGAGAACCCGUACAAUCCUGACAGCGACUCGGGGGUCAACAGCCCUCUUCAGACUCCUCCGUCGGAGCCGGAGGUCUUCCACAUUGAUGUGCCCUCACACAUUGAAACAUCAGAGUACUGGUGCGACAGGCUCUGAGGACACUUGACUUGAACCACUACUUGAAUUACAAGUGGAGAUUGACAGUAAUUUUGUAUUUUUUGGUCUUACCCAUGUUAAUAAACUGUAUGUGUAACUGGUAUUAAUAAAUUAUUCUAUGUUUCA
Hippoglossus stenolepis (Pacific halibut) is the source of this 1469-nucleotide messenger RNA. RefSeq names its product opsin-5. Gene Ontology annotation, cellular component: membrane. The transcript has 6 exons. Gene Ontology annotation, biological process: G protein-coupled receptor signaling pathway. Bases 105 to 1343 code for a protein of 412 amino acids. NCBI's taxonomy places the organism in Eukaryota, Metazoa, Chordata, Actinopteri, Pleuronectiformes, Pleuronectidae. Gene Ontology annotation, molecular function: G protein-coupled receptor activity. The record is from RefSeq and is a predicted model, not a curated record.